GCAGGGGUCUGGAGAGUGGGAGGAGGGAGAAAAACCAAAGAAAGGACAGAAUACGACUGGAGGGGCUGAGUGGGGGGAAAGGACCCAUCUCAAAAAAGAGAGGGACAGAGGGAGGAACACAAGCAGAGAGAGAGAGAGAGAGGGAGGGAGGGAGCAGAGAGGGUUACCUCAUAUCGAGCUGCUAGUGCACACGGUGCAGGGGAGAAGUUGUGGGAAAGUAAACAGCACAGGAGAAUUCCAAUCCCUCGAAGGAGACCAUAAAGAUGACUGGACCGGACCCGGUAGUGUGGUAAAAAACUGUGAUUUAUGGGAGGCUACCAGGAUUAAAGGGUCACCAGGGAGUGCCUGAAGCUUCCCAGAGGACAUACAGCUGAAGCCGAGGAGGGACCAUGUCUACCGGGAUGGGUCAACAGCAACCGCCAAAGGAGGAUGAAGAGGAGGAAGAUGAAGAGCAAGGGGAAGAGUUCUCCUUUGAGGACAGUGUGGACGAGGAGAAACUCCAGGAGGACAGGAAAGGGAUCCCCCCUGACUCCAUUUGUUCCGUCCAGUUGGACAGGGUGUCACAAACAGGCGCAGGCUGCACACAACCUCUCAGAACUUUGCCUCCUGCUGGACCGGAGGCCGUCCUCACCGAAGAUGGAGCUGCAAUUUCCACAGCAGAUGUUCCAGUUUGUGAGUCACCCAGCGGGGCCUCGGCAGCGGAGCCCAGUUCCUCUGCUCCUCGCGUGGGAGAGGAGCUCCAGGAGCUUCCUGCGGUGCCGCCAGCCGUUGAGACGCCGACCGGUUCGGGAGGCAAAGAACCCGUGGAGGAAAGCUCCGAGGCCGGGCACCCCUCUGUGGCCGGGCACCCCUCUGUGGCCGGGCACCCCUCUGUGGCCGGGCACCCCUCCGAGGCCGGGCACCCCUCUGUGGCCGGGUACCCCUCUGUGGCCGGGCACCCCUCUGCUACAGCAGCUCCACGCGGGGCUCAAGCUGAGGCGCCGACGGCGGAGGCCUCAGAGGUGAUCUACGACGACGUCCCGAGUGAAGAGCCCCUCUCUCCCGAUGAAGAUAUGAUCUAUGAGGACGUUCAGAGAGACGGCGCUCCUCUGGACGCGGACAACGGAUGGAGCUCCAGCGAGUUUGAAAGCUACGACGAGCAGUCGGAUAACGAGACCAAACAUCCGGCACAGAGCAAGGUCCAGCAGCUCAUGAAGGCGGCGAGAAGCGGCACGAAGGACGGCCUGGAAAAGACCAAGAUAGCCGUCAUGCGCAAAGUCUCCUUCCUGCAGAGAAAAGAUCAAUUGGAAGAGGAGGAUGAUGCAGGAUACCUGGAUGUGGCCGUAUCAGAAUUGAAGCAUCCUCCUCCACAGCUGAGCCCCAUGCCGGAGGGGCUGACCAGCCACCAGGUCGUCAGACGCCAUAUCCUGGGCUCCAUCAUCCAGAGCGAGCAGAGCUACCUGGAGUCUCUCAGGAGGAUCUUGCAGGAAUACCAGAGACCAUUGAUGGAGGCGGAUCCGCGCAUCUUGAGCCCGAGGAAGAUCCGGCCUAUAUUUUACCGAAUGAGGGAGAUCACUCAGUGCCACUCCAUGUUCCAGAUCGCGUUGGCGUCCCGCGUGGCCGAGUGGGACAGCAGUGAGAAAAUCGGAGACUUAUUCGUGGCCUCGUUUUCCAAGUCCAUGGUGCUGGAUGUGUACAGUGAAUACGUGAACAACUUCACCAACGCCAUGGCUUUGAUUAAGAAGGCGUGCAUGUCUAAACCAGCUUUCCUGGAAUUCCUGAAGAAGAAGCAGUCGUCGAGCGUGGACCGGAUCACUCUGUACGGCCUGAUGGUUAAGCCCAUUCAGCGAUUCCCUCAGUUCAUAUUGCUCCUGCAGGACAUGCUGAAGAACACGCCGAAGGGCCACGUGGACCGCCUGCCCCUGCAGCUCGCGCUCACCGAGCUGGAGACGCUGGCCGAGAAGCUGAAUGAACAGAAACGAGUCGCCGACCAGAUUGCCGAGACUCAGCAACUCGCCCGCAGCGUCGGUGAUCGCCUGCUCAGUAAGCAACUGAACUCGGAGCAGGGGUCGCUGGUCCUCUGUGAGACGCUCGUGGAGACGGUGUACGGCGAGAGGGGACAGGUCCUGAAGUCCAAGGAGAGAAAGGUCUUCCUCUUUGACGACGUGCUCAUCUGCGCCAACAUAAAUGUCAAGGGGCCUCCGGAUAUCAGCAGCCUGGUCCCCGUCGGCCCGAAGUACACCAUGAAGUGGAGCGCCCCCCUGCAACAGGUGCAGGUCGUCGAGGUGGGCCAGGAGGGCUGUCAGAGCAAAGACACCCUCUUCCAACAGAGCGGGGUCAAGCGAGCCUCAGGCAAAGCCUUCCUCGGCCCGCCGCGGCUCUACCAGGAGCUGCAGGAGCUGCAACACGACCUUUCCGUGGUGGAGGAGGUCACCCUCCUCGUGGGCACUCUGCAGGGGAUGUACCAGAACCUGAACACCACUGUGGCCCAGGACUGGUGUCUGGCUCUGCAGAGGCUCAUCCGCAUCAAAGAAGAACAGCUCCAGAGCGCUAACAAAUGUCGCUUACGCCUGCAGGUGCCCGGCAGGCCAGACAAGUCAGGGCGUCCUGUCAGCUUCAUGGUGGUCCUCAACACUCCCAGCCCCCUGAGUAAGAUCUCCUGGGUCAACCGUCUGCACUUGGCCAAGAUCGCACAACGGGAGGAGAAUUCAGCCGGCUGGUUGUGUGGACAGGACGAAGGGAAGGCCGUGGCCCCGUUCUCCUGUCCGCUGCUCGCCUGUCACAUGCCCGUCUUCGCCACCAAGUCACCGGAGAGGAAGCUGGAAGCCGCCCUCCACAAUCCGGUCCACUGUGCACUGUUGGGCUUCUCUGCAGCGAGCACAUCCUUACCUCAAGGCUACUUUUGGGUGGCUGGUGGAGAAGGUUCCAACGGGCAGAUAGAGAUCUUCUCCCUCAACAGGCCAAUGCCGAGGACCGUUAAGAGCCUGCAGGUCGGCUCCACCGUCCGAUGUCUGGAAUACGUGCCGGAACCUUCUCCGACUGAGGAAGCGGAGGUCGGAGGUCACACGGCCCCCUCGGGGAUGGGCGCCAACAUUUGCGUCGGCUUAGACGACGGGCGCGUGCUGGCGUACGGCAGCGUGGACACGGCGGCUCAAUGCCUGCGGACCCUGCGCAACCCGGAGGGCUGCCCCGUGCUGUGCCUGAAGCACGCCGCCCGCUUCCUGUUCGCGGGCCUGCGGAACGGGUCCUUGAUGGUUUACGGGAGAAGCGACAGCGAUGAUUUUUGGGACCCGGACUCCAGCAGAUGUGUAAAACUGGGCUCAGAACCAGUGCGGACGCUGCUGGCGUUGGAUGACUCGGUGUGGGCGAGCUGCGGUAACUCCGUCACCGUCGUGGACAUCUCCGGCCUCGGCACUCAGACGUUCGAAGUCCACCCGGACCCGAUGAUCAGCGUGGCACACAUGGCGUGCGCCGGCGGAGGCGUGUGGAUGGCGUUCUCGGAGGGUUCCUCCAUUCGUCUCUUUCACACCGAAACGCUGGAGCUUCUGCAGGAAAUCAACGUCUCGACGCGCUCGACGCUGCUGAACACGGGUCAAAAGAGCAUGCGAGUCACGAGUCUGCUAAUUUGCCAGGGGCUGUUGUGGGUGGGCACCGCCCAAGGCUUAAUUAUCACUCUUCCGGUUCCCAAACUCGAGGGCAUCCCCAAAAUAACAGGAAAGGGAAUGGUCUCUCUGAAUGCACACUGUGGGCCCGUGGACUUCCUGGUGGCCACCAGCAGCGGCCUGUCCCCUGAGCUGCUGAAGAGGGACUCCGUCGGGGACGGCCCGGACUCUGCGUUCGGGGGCGAGGACCGCAGUGACACCUCCUCCCAGGAAUCCCUGCAGCAGUCCUACCAGGGGGAGGGGCGGGGCAAAGGACGCGGCGUGCUGCUGCAGUACAAGCUGCGCUCCACGUCGGGUCUGCCCGGGCGGCCGUUGACGGCGCUGGGCGACGAGGCGUCGGACUCCUCCCUGGAGUCUCUGGAGCACAGCGUGGAAGACGGAUCCAUCUACGAGCUCAGCGACGACCCGGAGAUGUGGGUCCGAGGGCGCCCUAGCGAGCGGGACGGGGCGCGCAGGGACAGGGUGAUCUCCGCGGCGGUCAUCUCCGGGGGAAAGGGCUUCCGCAGGCUGAAGGAAGGAGCGGCGGCAGGUACCAGGACAGGUGGGGAGGGCUUAGAGAAUAUUCUUAUGGUAUGGCAGCUCCCGCUGACGGUGUAAUGGGGGACAUCCACGGCCAGGUGAUGGGUAUUUGUAGAUGUAGUCUACCCAGCUUAGCUUCCAAUCAACCGUUCCAUAAAUUCAAAAGGAUUUGAAUAAACAUGCAUGACGUGAAGGUGGAGCUCGACAUGCCUCAAUUCAACCUCAUCGGCAUUUGUUUCACGUGACGGACUUCUGUGUGAGCGACUGUGGGCCGAAGGGGGGGGGGCCCUCGCCUUUGUUGUGUCUGCCAUGCUCUGCAGAGUAAGAGAUGGACAUCUUUUAUGUGACCCUGUGGGAGAGAUCCCAUCUGUUCAGGGCCGAAAGCUGGGGGACUUCCACCGCAUCACAAAGCACAUGAGCAUCACUUUAUUAGCUUCGCCAGCCUUUCCUCUCAUCCCAUACAAUGUGAAUGUAAGACACCUUCCUAUUGUGUCUCGGAAACGGAAUAUCUUUUUCUUUCUUUUUUUUCCUGUCUCGUUGCAGAAAAUGAUAUUUGGUGACGGAUAAAAUACUUUGUUGGGGAGGGUCACGGUGGUACGGACUGGUGUGGGAAACAAAAAGGUACAAUAGUCAAAGGUUUUGAGGAAAAGACGCUUCUUUGUGCCACAUGUUAAGAGUAUCAUCUGCACCCAAAUACUGUAAAUGCCCGAUGUGUGUUUCAUUAUUGGCUCGACAGCGACAAGCAAAACUCUACAAUCACAUCACGAACAUAUAAAAAGGGCCGCCGCCAUCAGCUGUGCAUCGUGCACGUUUAACACCCAACAUGACUCUGAUUUACAUCGCAUGGCACACGUCUGUAUUACAAUUAACACGCCGCGAUGUAUUUGAUCUUCUGCGUCCCAUCGAAAACCUUUUUGUCCGCGCAAAUAUUAAUGCAAAUAUUAAUGAUCGAAAAAUACGAGGACGCACGGAAAUAUCUCGGCGUGCCUGUUGGGUGGAAACAUCUUUAGACGGUGCGUCUUUAACAACCUUCUAACCACUUUUACUUAUCGCAUCGUUAGAAUAUAAAGUUUGUUGAAUCGUUUGCUGCAGAAGCAGUGAGUGCAAUAUCGCGUUCACUUCAUAACUUCCUCAUUUAAAUGUCUGCUACGCAUUGGCAGGCCUGUACACGCACGGCCUGUUGGCAUUGCGUGCACAACAAGUAUGUGCAUACAUUUCACAGCGUGCCGAGCGAGUGGGCGGAGGCCGCGCACGCAAGCCAAGUAUGAAGAUCUUUUGUGUAUUUUCAAUAAACAGAGCGACGGCGAAGGUUACGGUAUGUCAUUUUUUUCUACUUAGCCUCCUUUCCGCCGCAACAUGGAAUAUCAUCUCAUCUUUCCACGCGGAUUGAAGCGUGAACGUUGUGUGUUUCGACCCCCAGAGGCAACGCGGAGGUUUAUUUAGUUCCUUUUCUUCUCCGCGAAACACAACCGGAGCAUUUUAAAACAUCCUCCGUCAGCCGUAAAAUAAAUACGAUGAUGUAAACCGUGUGCUGUCAUCUAAAUGUAAAUCUCAAUGUCGCGUCAGAACUGUAUACUAACGGGUCGCUAUAGAUGCUGUUUGUUCAACCUCAACCAGAUGAGGAGCGCCAUUUCCCUGGACAAGAGGACAGUCUGGUGACAUUUGGUACAUUUCAUCGCGUACAGGUAUCAUCCAUGCACUGAAUACGAAUACUUAUGAAUGAAACGUACUGUACUACUAAUUAAAACGGCUACUGUACUAAUUUAACCUGCAUUUUUAUUUUGUAACGUGGACUCUGUAACAGUGUUGGAUGUUUUUUUUUUUUUUAAAUGAGACAGUGGACGCAAUUUAAAGGGAGAUUCUCGUUCAUUACGAAUUCUGGAUGUUGUAUUGUUUUUUUAAAAAUUUGGCCAUCAUUUAUGGUUACACCUACGCCAUGAGUUUAAAAGACGAGACAUGACAAGAAACACAGUCACAUGAUCAUACCGUUCAUUUGGGGGGGGUAUUUUGGAAGACAGAAACAGGAAAGUAUUACAUCUGAUAGCUAUCCUGUCUGUUUACAGACCAACUUUGACCUUUACGACCUGUGUGAUCACCUGACCCCGUUUCUCGACCCCGUUACAAGUGAAAUCUCUGAAAUGAUGGCCAAAUCCUACAGAAGCAUGGUUACAAAAGAGAAGUCAUGAACCCGGAGUUAAAGUAUUACUUCUCACAGGCAUGUAGAAACCAUUUUGGUAGAAUACUGGUGAAGUGUUACAUGUCUAAACAUUGUCUAACAAGCGUACGAUGAAUUAAAUACAUGUUUAAACUUG
Messenger RNA from Cyclopterus lumpus (lumpfish), 6472 nucleotides. RefSeq names its product Rho guanine nucleotide exchange factor (GEF) 10-like a (gene arhgef10la). The coding region runs from base 390 to 4238 and encodes 1282 amino acids. The transcript has 26 exons. Gene Ontology annotation, molecular function: guanyl-nucleotide exchange factor activity; protein binding. Gene Ontology annotation, cellular component: cytosol. Gene Ontology annotation, biological process: positive regulation of stress fiber assembly; SREBP signaling pathway; actin cytoskeleton organization. The record is from RefSeq and is a predicted model, not a curated record. NCBI's taxonomy places the organism in Eukaryota, Metazoa, Chordata, Actinopteri, Perciformes, Cyclopteridae.